Molecule: messenger RNA, 4486 nt
Organism: Peromyscus californicus insignis
Lineage: Eukaryota; Metazoa; Chordata; Mammalia; Rodentia; Cricetidae
Gene: Trabd2b
Product: TraB domain containing 2B
Biological process (GO): negative regulation of Wnt signaling pathway
Cellular component (GO): organelle membrane
Molecular function (GO): Wnt-protein binding; metalloendopeptidase activity
Source: RefSeq, a predicted model, not a curated record
GCCGCGCCCUCCGCCGCACUUGUCCCACUGCGCGCCCCCUGGAGCGCCGCGCACCCCUGGGACCCUUGCGCGCCCCGGGUGCCCAGCAUAACCCGAGAUCCCUCGCUUACCCCGGGACCUCGGGACUGCCCCAGGAGCCCCGCGAACCCCUGGACCCUGACGCGGCUCCCGGACCGCCACGCGCUCCAGGACCCCUGCGCGCUCGCAGAAUUCCGGGGCUUGGCCAACCCGGCUGCGCGCCCUGGUGAGGGGCCCCGCCCCAGAGGAUCCCCCUCUUCCAACAGACGGAGCCCCGCCCCAGAGGGACCCCCAGGUCCGACAGGGACAUCCAGCCACGCCCCAGCGGGCUCCCAGCAUCUCGCGCCUGGAGCCCUGUGCUCCAGAAGAGCCUCGGUGCCCAGCUGGGGGCUCCCGCCCUGCUGAGGGGGCGCUGCCCAGGAGGGUCCCCCGCAUCCCGCGGGCCCGGGCAGGAUGCACGCCGCCCUGGCGGGGCCGCUGCUUGCCGCCCUCCUCGCCACCGCCCGCGCCCGCCCGCAACCCCCUGACGGAGGACAGUGCCGGCCGCCCGGAUCGCAGAGGGACCUGAACUCCUUCCUGUGGACUAUUCGGCGCCAUCCCCCAGCCUACUUGUUUGGCACCAUCCACGUUCCAUACACCCGAGUCUGGGACUUCAUCCCUGAUAAUUCCAAAGCAGCCUUCCAGGCCAGCACCCGUGUCUACUUUGAGCUGGAUCUGACAGAUCCCUACACCAUCUCAGCCCUGGCCAGCUGCCAGCUGCUGCCCCACGGGGAGAACUUGCAGGAUGUGCUGCCAAGGGAGCUCUACUGGCGCCUGAAGCGCCACCUGGACUACGUGAAGCUGAUGAUGCCCUCAUGGAUGACACCAGCUCAGCGCGGCAAAGGGUUGUAUGCUGACUACCUGUUCAAUGCCAUUGCUGGCAACUGGGAGCGCAAGAGGCCAGUGUGGGUGAUGCUCAUGGUGAACUCACUCACGGAGACAGAUGUGCGCUCCCGAGGUGUGCCUGUGCUGGACCUCUACCUGGCCCAGCAGGCCGAGAAGAUGAGGAAGAGCACUGGGGCUGUGGAGCGGGUUGAGGAGCAAUGCCAUCCUCUCAAUGGUCUCAACUUCUCCCAGGUGCUGUUUGCCCUGAACCAGACUCUGCUGCAGCAUGAAAGUGUGCGGGCUGGGAGCCUGCAGGCACCCUACACCACAGAGGACCUCAUCAAACACUACAACUGUGGGGACCUCAAUGCAGUCAUCUUCAACCAUGACACAUCCCAGCUACCCAAUUUCAUCAACACCACCCUGCCGCCUCAUGAGCAGGUGACAGCCCAGGAGAUUGACAGCUACUUCCGCCAGGAGCUCAUCUACAAGAGGAAUGAGCGUAUGGGGAAGAGAGUCAUGGCGCUGCUGCGGGAGAAUCAGGACAAGAUCUGCUUCUUUGCCUUCGGAGCAGGUCACUUUCUGGGGAACAACACUGUCAUCGAUGUCCUAAGACAGGCAGGGCUGGAGGUGGACCACACACCUGCUGGGCAAGCCAUCCACAGUCCUGCUGCUGGGAGCCCAGCUCCCUCUCCGGAGGGCACCUCUGCUGCCAGUCCAGCCCCGGCAACCCCAGCUGCUGCAGUCCCAGAAGCAACCUCAGCAACCCCCACCAGCCCUCCUGAGGAGGAAGAUCCAGUCCUGUCCCCACACCUCCUGCUCCCCGACAGCCUUAGCCAGCUGGAGGAGUUCGGGCGGCAAAAGUGGCGCAAGAGGCUGAACAAACACCAGCGGCCGAGGCAGUUCAACGACCUCUGGGUCCGCAUCGAGGACAGCACCACUGUCUCGCCGCCCCCGCUGCCCCUCCAGCCUACUCCCAGCUCCGGGACGACCAAGCCCUUUGUCAAGCCCUCACACCAACUCCGGCAGCAGGACAUUGCGGGGCCUACCAGCGACUCAGCACCUACACUGGGCCUCCCCCCUGCCAUCGCUGCCACCAUCGUCGCCCCCUUCCUGCUACACACCCUUGGGCCAUCCUGACCUUGACCACCCUUGCAGAGAAGCCAGAGAAGCCACAGGAGUCUGUGACCACGCCCGCCAUCUGACACCGCCUCAGAGGGUGCUGACACCUCAAGGCAGUUCACACAGGACAGGGACCUUAAAAACACUAGAGCUUUAUUGUAUCCAAAUUACAUCUUCUUUUUUGUAGAAGGUCUUAAUUUCCCAUAGUGCUAUGGGGCUCUUUUGUAAAAUAUGUGUCCAUAUUAAAAGAGAAAAUGUAUUUAUUCUAUUGAUAAAAACUAUUUUUAUGUAGCCUAUGUUAUAGUCCCUGAGUUAGCCCCAACAGCAACCCAGGGAAGGAGCCCAGGUUCCCGUGACCUCUGUGACCUGUGUGGACUGUGGCUUUGAAUUGGCCCCACGCCUCCUAGUCAGGCUUGGCUUCUCCCACUCUAGGUACCUCUGAGGGCAGGCAGAAAGGCAGCCCCAGCUCUUGUGAAGCUGAAUUUCAUAGCCAGAGGCGUGGUGGCCAACCAUCCUCCCCAUCCCUGGAUGUGUGCAGGCCCUGGAGGGACAGUUUUUAAAAAAAAGAAUGCUGCUAUUUUGAAGUCCUGAGUGUCCGUGGACUGGCCCUCUGGAGCUCAUGGUGAGGUUUUCCAUCAAAGUAGGAGAUUGGUGCUGAGGCAGGUGAACCCAGUCCCGUGGUCAGAUAGCUAUACUGAGACCCAAAAGUGAAUGGGGUUUACCCAAAGACACAAAGCAAGUGGGUAAUCUAUGUUCCAGUGGUACUGGUCCAGCUUCCAUUUAAGAGAGGCUGGUAAAACCAUAGCUGCAUGAAGGGAGCUGGGCAGAAGGACAGGAGUGGGCACAGGGCAGUUUUAGGGGUGAUGGAGUUCAGGAGCCACCGAUUAUUGUAAUCACGAUGGUAAAGAGGGCCAUGGGCCAGAAGCCUGCCGCAGGGUAGGUUCUUUGCAUUCUCCCUUCUUCAUAGAUCCUCAGACUAGUGCUGUGAGAUAUGAUGACCCCCAUUUCAAUGAUGACACUGAACCCCCAAAAGAAGGUGAAGGAUCCACCCAAGGUUUACUCCCUCGCCCCAGAUCAGUGUGAUAGAAAAACUAUCCUUGUCUCAUGGACUGUGUUCUGCCCCUAUUCCUGUCUGGAGAAGUGCCAGGGGAGGCAGAUCUCCCAAACUGGAACCCUCCCAGGCUUCCCAUGGCAGGCAAGGAGGCUGUUUCACCAGCUCCCUCUGCUGGUUCCUGCAGCCAGGGGGUUCCAGCAGGAUGGUAGUGGGCAGGCAGGGAGUUGACUGGGGACAUGGUAGGCCAAUGUGGGCUGAAUUUCAGCCCAUGGCUCAAAGCUGGCCUUGUGGCUCAUUCAUUGUUUAAGGAGUCCUGGAUCCUGACAGCAGGAAAGACCCCUCACCUGUCAAUAACAGUAAGAGUAAUACUAAGGUCCAGAAAGAGAAGACACUUCUCCAAGGUGGCAUAGCUGGGCCAGGCAUGUUGACUCCAGUCCUGUUCUCUCACCUCACUGCACAUGGGUUUCCCUGGCAGGCUUGAUGGGCGCCUGGUUGGCUGCAUCAUUGCCAUUCUAAGGUUGGCAGACUUCUCCCUUCUGAGAUGCAGGAUUCUGGACGACUCAUUGGAUAGUCAGGGGUCCCACAGGCAUCCUGGCAGGCGGCAGAAUUCUUUCCAGCUCUGCCCCAGUGGACAGGUUUUAGCCUGAGACCUGGCAAGAUUCUGGAACUCUGCUUCACAGGGUCCCGCCAGCCCCAUGGGCACCACACUGUAAACUGAACUUGACCUCAACCAGGACUGGAGUCAGUUUAUCCUUGGCAAAAAAAUGUGACUUCCUAUUGCUGAGCGAGAAGGGGCUUAGCUGACUUUUAAAGCAGGCUCAGAAGUUAGACAUCAAACGGAUCGUGCAGAGCGCUAUUGGGAUGAGAUAAGUGUAAAGGAAUUGGAAACACACAGGCCAGAUUCCCCUGUUUGGGGCAGAGUAUGGCAUGAGAUGUAUGGAGAUCAAGCUUGAGGUUAAUUAAAGAUGAAGCAUUUGGGGAAACAGUCCAGGCACCUGACUGUGUGCCCAGACCUGUGCCAGGCGUGGGGCCAAAAUGGUGAAUUAAUGCAGCAUGUAAUCACUGUGAAAGCACAGUGCCAGGGUUACACAUACAGGCUGAAUUAUACCUACCCUCCUGGGCCCAGAAGAGUUCACCUUCAAGAUGGGACUAGUGGGGCCAUCCUGGGCUACUGCUGUCCCAGCCCCAAUGUCAGGCCACUGUCUUUCCAGAUCCCUUAAGGAAGACUAGAAGUGAAGGAGGUGUUCCAAACUCUCUUCCUCAGCCCCACUUUAAAGUUUUUAAAGAAAGAUAAUGUGCCAUGCUUAGAAGCACAUGUCUGUAAUGACUCUUCUUGGGAGGCUGAGGCAAGAGCAUCGUAAGUUUGAGCCAGCCUGGGAUACAUAGUGAGUUCUAAAAAUGCUUGAGCAUAUAACCAGACCCUAUAUA